Molecule: messenger RNA, 608 nt
Organism: Hermetia illucens (black soldier fly)
Lineage: Eukaryota; Metazoa; Arthropoda; Insecta; Diptera; Stratiomyidae
Product: adult cuticle protein 1-like
Exons: 2
Coding region: 130-534 (134 amino acids)
Source: RefSeq, a predicted model, not a curated record
AUUCCGGUUUGGAUCAAGUGGCAACAUUAUUGGCAGAGUAUAAAAGCGUUGCCAAAAUUUCGUAUUGGCAUCAAAUAAGAUUCUCCAGUUCGAGCUAAAAGAAGCUGAUAUUCCUCCAAACCAAUCAACAUGAAAUUCGCAGCAGUCGUAGUCUUGUUGGCUUUGGCCCUUGGAAUUGAAAGUCAUGUCUUGACCUACAGUGCUCACUCAUCGCCAUUGUCUUACACUGCCCAUGGCCCAUACGUUAAUGGAGUACCAGUAGUCAGCGCCUACAGUGCCGCUCCAUUUGUUAGCACUUACGGUGCUGCUCCAGUUGUGACUGCAUACAAUGCCGCUCCAGUUGUUGCUCCCGCACCCGUUCUUGCCCCAGCUGCUCCCGUUGUUGCUGCCGCCCCAGUCGUUGCUGCUCCAGUGGUAGCCGCUGAAGGAAGUUAUGUAGCUCAAACUCGUGGAUCCGUCCAUGUUGCUCCAUUGCCAGGACAUGCCAAUUCAGCAGCUUCUGUUAACCUCGAACCAGCACCAGGCACCUUGUAAAUCUAUUUGAUCGGAAAACUGACAGGAUUCUAUCGUGAAUAAUUGAAUAAAAUUAUGUGAUUUUGCAAUUGAAA